CUUCGUAGAAAACGAAUAGAAGUAGAGGAGAAUACUUGAGAUUUUUUUGUGUAACAAUUUAAAUUCACUUUAUCUACGCGUUAUCGUUUAAAAUUCUUUAGAGAAGAGUAAAAAAGUAUUAAUUACUUUAAAUUAAAAGUAGAAUUCUUGAAAGUAGUUGGACUUUUUCUUUGGUAUAAUACAAUAAAAAAGAGAAAUACAAAUUUCAAAAACGUGUAAAAGCUUUUUUCGUUAGUUUGUGAGGUGCAUAAAAAUUUAACAGAAAAAAAAACUUGCUAAGCUGCUGGUUGGUCAGGCAAAAACAAAUUCAUUAUUAACAUCAAACUUUUGGAAGCAAAAACGCCAACAACAAAACACUAUCUACAUACAAAAAUAUAUUUAAUUAAAAUCUACUUCUAUGGUUAUAAUUACUAGUUUUGUGCAUUCUUGAAGCUAAUUGGUGGUGUUUAUGGCAUGUGUUUGAGUGUUUAGCGGAAUUGGAAACACUAAUUAACUGGAAACAACAAACGCUUGAGGUUUUUUUUACAAAAAUAUAAGCGGCAAAACGAACUUUGUUCCUUGAAAUAUUAAAGGCUACAGAUACUGCAAUUCAAUUGCAAAAUAGGAACCAAAUUGCAUGAAUAAAGCAACAACAAAAAAGGAAAAAGUAAAGUAAACAAAAUUGUUCGGCGCUUUAAGAAACAACAAAAACAACAACAGCCCAGUAAUUAAACAACGCCGUUUUGCAUGUUGUUAUCAAUCAUAAGAAAUAACCGAAAAACCACACAACGAAUAAAGAUAAAAUUGCUUUUAUUUACAACAAUACCUACAAAAAAAAGUAAUUAAAAAAAAACACAAGCAAAAAGAGCAAAGUGUUAAACGUCAUAAUAGAAAUAAAUAAUAAAAAUCUUCACAUAGAAGAGAGCCAGUCAGAGUGGGGGAAAAUAAGCGAAAGCGCAGUUGGAGCAACAAAACACUGGCAAUUUGCAAAACUUGUUCAGUAGUAAGACAUUAGGCAGCCUAUUAAAAACACCUCCAAUAACUAGCCGAGAGAGCUGCCAGCUAAAAAGGCUUUUUAUUUUAUCAGAAAGAAUCCACAUACACUCCAUAAACGAUAAACAAUACGUAGCAGUAACAAAAUAUAAAACAACCAAAAAUAAUUUAUUAUUGAAAAAAAGAAAAGAAUUAUUUUAAAGGAAUUUGGCUGAAGAAAACUUCAAAGUAUAUGUGUGUUUAUUAACAAGCAAAUCAGCUGUUACUUUUAAUCAACUAAAUUCCAAAAGUAAGAACAGAACAAGAAAAAAAUUACUGCAAUAUGAAUGUCGACGACUAUGAAUCUUUGCCCACCACAAGUGUGAGUGUAAAUAUGACGGCCGGAGCCAUAGCCGGUGUAUUGGAACACAUUGUUAUGUAUCCCAUGGAUUCCGUUAAGACACGUAUGCAAAGUUUAUCACCAGCCACAUCAAAAUACAGCAUCUCUGCCACAUUUACAAAUAUGAUAAAAAAGGAGGGCAUCCUGAGACCUAUACGAGGUGUUACAGCUGUUGUGGCUGGUGCUGGUCCAGCACAUGCUUUAUACUUUGGUUCCUAUGAAAUGUCCAAAGAGCUGAUGACCAAAGUAACCACACACAAUCAUAUAAAUUACAUGGCUUCCGGUGUCAUUGCUACUCUCAUACACGAUGCCGUUUCGAAUCCCGCAGAGGUCAUAAAACAACGUUUACAAAUGUAUAAUUCUCCCUAUAAAUCGGUGGUGGCCUGCAUGCGUGGCGUUUAUCAAAAGGAGGGUAUUAAGGCAUUCUAUCGCUCAUAUUCAACACAAUUGGUAAUGAAUAUACCAAAUCAGACAAUACACUUUUCCACUUAUGAGUUUUUCCAAAAUAUGCUCAAUCAUGAACGCAAAUACAAUCCCCCGGUUCAUGUUAUAGCUGGUGGUGCUGCUGGUGCGUGUGCAGCUGCCAUAACCACACCUUUGGAUGUUGUGAAAACACUAUUGAAUACUCAGGAAACUGGUUUGGUUAAGGGCAUGAUGGAAGCCAUGCGUAAGAUAUAUGCUGUGGCUGGUCCUCUCGGCUUCUUCAAGGGCUUAACGGCCCGUGUCCUUUAUGCAAUGCCAGCGAAUGCCAUUUGUUGGUCCACUUAUGAAUUCUUUAAAUUCUAUUUAUGUGGCAUCGAUCGCGAACAUUACAAAUCGACAAUAACGGGCAAAAAUAUGCUGCAACCACGAAAAACCUCCACUUCCGAUGUCGUCGGCGAUAUACACAUACCCAAUGCAUAUCUUAUGGUACCAGUGCCCGAAACUAGCGAAGAACUCAAGAAUCCCAAAGAAUCAUCAACACCACAUCCUCCUACACACACAGCCAUACCAACUGGUCCCAUUAAAACAGUUUGCGAACUGUCCACCAGCGUUACAUCACCCACCCUCAAUCUGACCACUAGACAUACAGAUGUUAAAAGUCCCUUCGACAGAGGAUUCUCAAGUCCAUAAGCACAAACCUAAACUUUUGAACAAAAACAAUCAAAAUAACAAAACAAAACAAAAACAUUGUGUGUAACUUACUUCGUAAUAGAAAUAAUUUAUUACUUUCUUUAAAUUAUAAAUGAAAUAAUAUGUACAUUGAGAAACAAAAUUGUUCUAACUUACUUCGUAAUAGAAAUAAUAUAUUUUACUUUCUUUAAAUUUUAAAUGAAAUAUGUACAUUGAGAAAAACAAUAGAAACAACGUUUGUUAAUAAACACACACACACACACAUUUGCCCAACAUUAAUAAUAUCAAGCAAAGAAAUAUAUUGUAAAUCAACGAAAUCUUAUUAUGCUCAUGUUUAGCGUCAGGAUGGCUCGCCUGUGAGUUCCAGCAGCAUCUUGUUUGUAUCGCUGAUUGUUUUGAUUGUUUGGCCGCCACAGCAGUUUAACGUUAAGGGAAUACAUAGUAUAUUAUAUAUCACUGCAAAAUGAGCGUACGAUGAUGGAUGGAUAUGAUGAGUGUGUUUUUUGUACAUGUGUACAAAAACCAGUUACGAAGCAACCUGUAUACUUUGGCUUUGCAUUUCAAAGAAUAUUUGUUAAAUAAUCCCACAAAAUAACAGCUUACUCCAUCCCCCUCCAACCACCCCCCAUCCCACAACCAAUCGCUCUUUACCUUUCGAAUGCAUAGUCACAAGUGUGCUGAUUUUUUAUUAUUAUCUAUAUUAUUAUUAUAUAUUUUUAAAUAUCAAAAACUAUUUUUCAUGUAAUAUAGUAUAUUAUUAAACAAGAAAAAAAUAAAUUCCUUAUCGUUAUUAUUAUUAUUAUUUUUAUUUUUUAAUUCAUAUUAUACUAUUUACAAUAUAAAAAGUCUAUGUUUAUGUAUGUCAUAUAUAAUUAGAGAAUAAAAACAACCAGAAGAAACAAUAAUUUAAAAAACAAAAACAAACUCAAUUUUGUAAUUUAAUUACACCAAAAAAUUAAAUAAAACAAAACGUGAAACCGUGAAAAAACAAGAAACUAAA
Messenger RNA from Calliphora vicina (urban bluebottle blowfly), 3464 nucleotides. RefSeq names its product mitoferrin (gene mfrn). NCBI's taxonomy places the organism in Eukaryota, Metazoa, Arthropoda, Insecta, Diptera, Calliphoridae. Gene Ontology annotation, cellular component: mitochondrial membrane. The transcript has 6 exons. Gene Ontology annotation, biological process: iron import into the mitochondrion. Bases 1295 to 2464 code for a protein of 389 amino acids. Gene Ontology annotation, molecular function: ferrous iron transmembrane transporter activity. The record is from RefSeq and is a predicted model, not a curated record.